AUGGACGUCCUGGUCCGAUUCCUGCAGCUGCUAGUGCUGCUCCUGACCCUGCCCCUGCACCUGUUAGCGUUACUGGGCUUCUGGCAGCCCAUAUGCAAAACCUACUUUCCGUAUCUGAUGGCAACACUGACCGUCAAGAGUAACCGCAAAAUGGAGAGCAAGAAGAGAGAGCUGUUUGGCCAAAUCAAGGGGUUUGCAGGAGCCUCCGGGAAGGUGGCGCUGCUGGAGCUGGGCUGUGGCACCGGGGCCAACUUCCAGUUUUACCCAGCCGGAUGUAGGAUCACCUGCCUGGACCCAAACCCCAACUUUGAGACUUUCCUGACAAAGAGUAUGGCUGAGAACAAGCACCUCAAAUAUGAGAAGUUUGUGGUGGCUUCUGGAGAGGACAUGAGGCAGCUGGCGGACAGCUCCAUGGAUGUGGUGGUCUGCACCCUGGUGCUGUGCUCUGUCAAGAGCACCAAGAAGGUCCUGCAAGAGGUUCAGAGAGUGCUGAGGCCGGGAGGAGUGUUCUUCUUCUGGGAGCAUGUGGCUGAGCCACGUGGAAGCUGGGCCUACAUGUGGCAGCAAGUUUUAGAGCCCACCUGGAAACACAUUGGGGAUGGCUGCUGCCUCACCAGGGAGACCUGGAAGGAUCUGGAGAACGCCCGGUUCUCUGAACUCCAGAUGGAACGACAACCACCUCCCAUCAAGUGGUUACCUGUCGGGCCCCACAUCAUGGGAAAGGCUGUGAAAUAA
Molecule: messenger RNA, 735 nt
Organism: Elephantulus edwardii (Cape elephant shrew)
Lineage: Eukaryota; Metazoa; Chordata; Mammalia; Macroscelidea; Macroscelididae
Gene: TMT1B
Product: methyltransferase like 7B
Exons: 2
Coding region: 1-735 (244 amino acids)
Molecular function (GO): S-adenosylmethionine-dependent methyltransferase activity
Source: RefSeq, a predicted model, not a curated record